GAGGUGCAUAGGUGUGCACCGGUGUCGGCUGUCGAGUCGCAAACGUCGCGUCGCAUCGCGUCGGUUGCGUCGCAUCGCGGGACCACAGAGAGUGGGACGACACUCUGGCGCAGGGCCAGUAGGAUCCACUGAUAUAAAGAUCACUGGUCACGCGGCGCAGGAAGCUAUCGUGCAUCGUCGUCCAAGUGUAGUGGAUGCAUCUCGCGACACGUACAACUCGCAGCAGCAGAGUGUGUUAUGGGAGAAGGGAUAUAUGCCGAAGCGAGUCUUCAUCAUUGAGAUCUCUUCCGCGCGUACACUUGUCGAUACAUGUGCCUAAACCAGCCAGUUAUCGUUUCGGAGCGCAUCGAGGGAGAUUCUAGCCGAGGACGCCGAUAUACGGCAUUGUAGACGAUCAUGACGCGUCUGAUAUUUCCACGGAGGCUGCCACUAGCUCUAAUACUGAUAGCGGCAUGCGCGGCGAUAACGGAAUCGUCGACAAGUAGGGAGAGGAGACAUGUUGGUAUCGAAGAAUCUAGUCAUGGAUCGGUCAAAGACGCAUCAAGCGAUCGGAGUACGAGAUUAUCGAGCAGCACGACGAACGAGAUUACCGCGGAACCCGGAAGGAAAGUGUCUCACCGUCUGAUUGGGGGUCAUCUAAGAACCGAUACGAAACACGGUGACGGCGGCGAAUCACUAUGGGACGAUGGAAUUCUCAUGUCGGCGGCCGGCAACGGCAAGGAGGGGAAAAACACUCGCGGCAACAGCGGCGAUGACGAGGACGAGAAAAAAACGCUCUCCCAACAGGUCAAGGAGGGCAAGUACGGCCUCAUACAGAACGAGAUUUACAGCAAUCGGCCGAAACGGCCCGGCAUCAUUAGCUACCUCGGCAAUCCUGAAGUGCCGAAAGAUACGAUCGACAACCUAGGUGGUCUCGACGAAGAGGAGAUCUGGCUGGCUGAGAAUCACGUGCUAGUGUUGAGAGGCGGGAAAUUUCCUGAACAUGAACAAGACGGUCAACAAAACGGUGAUAGCACGCAGUCGAAGUGGCCGCCUAUCGAUGAUUACAAGGCGCCCAAACGGCAGGUCAAAAUACCAACGCGGCCCAAGGUACCGCCGCCCUUUCCGGUACAACUCGCGGAUGGAGAACCAGUACAGAUCAUCAGGCCGAACGGCACCGCGGAGGAGAUUAGCAACGGCACCCUCGAUUACAGCACCGAUCCUCUCUACACGAAGGGAUUAUUACCGGGAGAAGGCCCGUUCUUUGCUAUCACUGCGAAUGGAACAAUAUUCACCCCGGAUUUCGGGCCCCCGCAAAACUUCUCCAUUGAGGAGAAGUCGAUUAGAGGUAAAAAUGACCAGGGAAUAAAAUCCGAGGAACCUGAACCGCCGUACUAUCACACUCUACCGCCUGGAGCGGUCUUUGUGGCACCGCCAGGUAAUCAGUCGGAUUACGACGAGGAAGAUCAGUCCAUUUAUUAUCCGCCGCCAUAUAGCUUCUAUUAUCCACAAGAUAAUACGACAGCUGUACCGCCAGGACCGCUAGUACCCGGCAUUAUAUUGCCGCCACCACCUGACUUCUUUUCCGCUCUAGAUGACAAGAAGACGACUACGAAGAAGUACACGAAGCGGCCGACGACCACAACUUCGCCGAGACCAACCUAUUUGCCACCGAGAAAGUUCACAACUAAACAAUAUAAAGCUUCGUCCAUAUUACCAACCUCGAUAACCAAGACAACUUCUUCUUCAUCGAUAACCACAAAGGUGUCUUUCGGUCGUGUAAAGAAUAGGAAUGUAUCGGACACUUUUACACCUAAACAAAAAACCACAUCUAAUGCAAAAGUUACAACAGGAGCUGGGAAGCCGCACACUCUCGAAAACACCGAGAUAUACACCAUCAAUUCUGUAAACGGAAAUCAAGUAUCUGAAGCGACGACCCAGCAGAAAGAUUGGUCCACUUUAGUAACCAGCAAGACAGUGCCGGUUCUCGCGUAUUAUCCUUCGACCACGCAGUCGUCACUAAAAUUGGAUCGACCAGUGGAAGUGACUCCGGCUUCUAUAAAGAGCAUUAUCACUACUAGUCAACCCGGUCGAUCUCGUAAUCAUGCGUCCUAUUAUUUCUACGAGGAAUCUGACGAAAAUUCUGCAAGAUCAUCGCCUAUUUAUUACGAGACUACUACUAUAAAAUCGCCAUACUAUGACACGGAGACGUCACGACCUCGACAGACUGAGCAAAAGAAGCAUUAUUACACCGUUGAGGCGAUCACGGCGGACGAGACCCCGAAAGAUUACAAAACGAAACUCAUCGGUAACAUCGUGAAGAAUUCGCACACGUUCCAAUAUACUGACAGUUCAGAAGUCACGUCUUCGAAAUUCGAUGCCAACUCGCCGCGGGAUCAGAGCCAACAUAUGUUAGCCGACGAAGCGCCUGUAUAUUAUCAACCCGUAUCUGCACGUCCGCUGCAAACGUACUACACGACUCCGAAGCCUCAAACGUAUUAUCGUCAAAGCAUGAAGUCUAAGCCCAUCUAUCAAUAUAGUUUCCAAGUGGCGGAUUAUUCGAAACGCGGUGGCAAUCAGAGAGCACCGUACCAUAGUAGAGAAGAACAGAACGCAUACAACAAGUAUCAGAACAUCAAGUCGAAUCAAGAGUAUGAUUACGAAAAUAUUGAUUUGCCAUCACGACCACAGCAGAAACGCAUACCAUAUAAAAUACAACAUCCAGUCUAUUCUACGAGUACCGCUUAUCCGAUCGUAGACACGACGUCCAAUCCGCAACACGCGUAUUUUACGUCGCAGGACGAGAAAUUGUUGGAUGAUGUUACGAAAGAAUAUUUUACGAUCUUUGGCAAGAAAUUAUCGGCCGAAGUACCGAAUACGACUCCGAUCUAUGGAAAGUCGAGCAGUAUCACGGAGAAACCAGGCCACAACGCUUAUGUGUCAAACGUUUAUAAGACUGAUCGACCAGUGACUUAUAAAGCGCCCAAUGUCAAAGUUCACUAUGGAGAUCAGUCGCAGCGACCUUACUCUCUCAAAGACGAUAUCCUCGUGAAUUAUCGAAGGCCCUUGCCACCGAUAAAUUCGGACAGUGAGUUUAUUGAGAUAAUCGAGCCUAAACAUCAACCGAAACAGUCGUCGCCGUUAGCGAACUACGAAUUGCAAACGGAUAACUACCGAUUGCAAAAUCAAGGAGGGCAACAGCACGGACCGACCUCUCGUUACAGAGUGCAAAAUACAAUACAGCCGACCAAUGGAAAUACCAACAAUUUUGUGCCUCUCUCCGAGUCCCGGGAGGAGUUAGAAGACAUUCAGGAGCCCGUGUCGUUGCUGGACGACAUAGAGGUCAACUAUAGGAAUCCACGCCCGCCUAUAAAUCCCGAUGCUGAAUUCAUCGAUCCUGUUUCGCUGCAGGACAAUCAUUCGGACGAUCCGAACACGUACUUCGCGUACCGAUUACCCGGCGAUGUUGGUCACUUUUACUUCCUGACACCGCGGGCGAUCACGCAACGGCAAGAUCAAAACAAUGGAUACGUAUAUCCAAAGCCAAGAGGACGGAGAUUAUUGAAACGAAGACGGCGCCAAGCUAACGUCUGAGUGCGCAUUUCUUCGUGCGUUUUCAACGGCAAUCGCAUUGAUGCCAUAAUCUCGCGGAUGUCCAAUGCGAUGUUAUCAUCGCACGUGUAUUAACAUAUUUAUUAUAUCUGUAAAUACGAAUUGUGACUAAGUUAGAUAAUUAUAGUUACGCUGUUUUACGAAAAA
Messenger RNA from Camponotus floridanus (Florida carpenter ant), 3738 nucleotides. RefSeq lists its product as uncharacterized. The transcript is spliced from 2 exons. The coding region runs from base 397 to 3573 and encodes 1058 amino acids. NCBI's taxonomy places the organism in Eukaryota, Metazoa, Arthropoda, Insecta, Hymenoptera, Formicidae. The record is from RefSeq and is a predicted model, not a curated record.